Messenger RNA from Cryptococcus amylolentus CBS 6039, 1821 nucleotides. RefSeq lists its product as hypothetical. Gene Ontology annotation, molecular function: ferric-chelate reductase activity. The transcript is spliced from 12 exons. Gene Ontology annotation, biological process: copper ion import; iron ion transport; intracellular iron ion homeostasis. Lineage: Eukaryota; Fungi; Basidiomycota; Tremellomycetes; Tremellales; Cryptococcaceae. Gene Ontology annotation, cellular component: plasma membrane. Bases 1 to 1821 code for a protein of 606 amino acids. The record is from RefSeq and is a predicted model, not a curated record.
AUGGGCAACGCUCCUUCCAUGGCAAAGCCCACCGCCCUCGCCACGUAUACCGACCUGCGCAACUCCUCCACAUGUGCUGAUACAGUCUCUGACGACGAGUGCUAUCGUGUCGUUCUUGGCUCAAAAUGGCACAAUUGGUACUGGGCUGAUAUUAUGUUCGGUCAGUCGGCGACAUGGUUCUACCUUGCGGGCAUCGGAUUUUUCACCCUCUAUCAUUUGUGGAGUCUGUUACGCAAAAGAGUCAGGUACUCCGGCUUGCAGUACAAUCUCUUCUAUAUCUGGUCGACCGCCAUGUGGGGAUACCUCAGCAGCCGGCAGCUUAGAAUCCACCGGAAUUUCGGCUAUACCCUCACCUUUGGCGAAACUGUGAUUGUGUUGGCGAUGAUUCUCUUCUUUGCCGUCAUGACGCUCGCUCCCCAGCCGUACUACUGGCCCAAUACCAUGGAUUUCGGCGGCAGCCCUCCCAUCGCAACCCGUGCGGGAUACCUCGCCAUCGCCAUCCUCCCCUUCCAAGUCAUGUUUGCUACAAAGUGGAAUCCCAUCACCAUCCUUACCGGCGUUUCCCACGAGCGGCUACAAGUAUACCAUCGGUGGUCGGGUUGGAUCAUGUAUGUGCUCGCCCUCGUCCACACUUUCCCCUUCAUUAUCGUCGACGUCGAGAUGGGCAUGAUGGAAGAGACGUGGAAGACCGACUUUUACACUUUCAGCGGGGUCAUCUGUCUCAUCCCACACACGAUUCUCGUCCUGUUUUCCAUCGCGGUCAUACGGGAUCGAUUCUAUGAGACCUUCAAGUCAAUACAUUUCAUUAUGGCUGCGUGGUUUAUCGUCAUGCUCUUCCUACACUGUGGCUUUACGUUGACCAGCGCAUACUACUUUGUCGGCUUCGCCGUUACUUACGCCCUCUCCCUCAUCGUCCGCUGGGGCAUCGUCCUCCGAAACGGCUUCCACCACCGGGCCCACAUCGACCUCCUCGACCAAGACAUGCUGCUUGUCUCCAUCCCCACCACCCUCGAGUGGAAACCCGGCCAGCAUUACUUCUUCCGUUUCCUCACCCGCGACCUGCACGCAUUGACAUCGCAUCCAUUCACUGUUGCGACCUCGCCUGCUCGACAUGCGGCGCAAGGGGAGAGCCGGAUGAAGCUGUAUAUCAAGAAACAUAGGGGGAUGACGGAGGGGUUGUUUGAGAAGGCGGAAGGGGGUGAUGUGGGUGUGGUGUUGGAUGGGCCGUAUGGAGGGAUUAAUGGGGAUUUGGGGGAUUAUGAGCGGGUGUUGUUGAUAGCAGGAGGGUCUGGCGGUUCUUUCAUCUCGAGUGCUCUGCAAGACUUGCUCGACCGACACUCGUCGAUCACUUGCAAGGAAGUGACCGUUGUGUACGCCUGUCGCACGUUGGCCGACUCUGCGUGGUUCCUCCAAUCCUUCCUCGAUUUGUCGCGGUCAUCUGACAUCAAAGUAAACCUCUUCUUCCAUGUCAGCUCGUCGGCGACUACCACCCAGAUCGAGAAAUCGCCAGCUAUGGAUGACGCCAACGAGAAAUUAAUCCAACCCCCUUCCCCCACCACCUCCCUCCCCUUCCUCACCCCCUCCCACUCCACCUCCCUACCCGCCGAAUCUACCAACAACAUCCUCCCCAACCGUCCAAACCUCUCUCAACACGUCCGCGAGCUUACGGCUUUCCACGGAACGGCCGGCGUCGCUGUCUGUGGACCGAAAGAGAUGGCGUUUGAUGUGCGAAAUACGGUGGCGGGGGAGCAGUUGAAGAUCUUUAGUGGGAAUGUGGGGUGUUCGGAGUUGUUUUUGCAUACGGAAGCUUUUGGGUGGUGA